UGUUUUUCUUCUAAUGGCGUCAUUACUAUCUUCAUUCAAAUACUCAGACAGUCUCGCAGUAGUGGGCAUCUCAAUCUGCACGGCCUUUCUGUGCGAAGGCAUAUCCUGGCUCCUCAUCUACCGCACUUCCUCCUACAAAUCCCUCCGUUCGUCCAUCGACAAAGCCUCUAAAAAGCUCGAGACCAUGAAGACCGGCGACAGUAAGGGACUACCCGGCAAGAAAUCCAAGACCAAGAAGAUCGAUCGAGUCGAGACCAGUCUCAAGGAAUCCAGCCGUGAUCUCUCCUUCUCCAAAAUCAAGUCCGGAGCAGUUGUAGCUCUUGUGCUCUUCGUCGUCUUCGGUUUACUGAACUCUCUCUUCGAAGGGAAGGCUGUCACCAAGUUGCCCUUCUCCCCGGCAGGAGUUGUUCAGAAGAUGAGCCACAGAGGCCUCCCUGGCAAUGACCCAACUGACUGUUCAAUGGCAUUCUUGUAUUUCUUGUGUUCGAUUAGCAUUCGCACCAAUUUGCAGAAGUUUCUUGGGUUUGCGCCCCCUAGAGGGACUCCCGGUGCUGGGUUGUUUCCGAUGCCAGAUCCAAAGACCAAUUGAUUUGGUUUAGCCGACGGUGUUAAAGGAUGCUGUUGCUGACCCAUUUACUUGAACAGUGAGACAUGAUUUAUGUACACAGCCCCAUUCAGUUGGGGUAGAGCUUUGUUGAGUUGAUGUAUUGAAGGAAAGUAAGAUCUAUGUGAAAUUGCAAUUGGA
This is a messenger RNA of Telopea speciosissima, 745 nucleotides long. RefSeq names its product calcium load-activated calcium channel-like. The transcript is spliced from 2 exons. Gene Ontology annotation, biological process: endoplasmic reticulum calcium ion homeostasis. The record is from RefSeq and is a predicted model, not a curated record. Gene Ontology annotation, molecular function: calcium channel activity. Bases 14 to 589 code for a protein of 191 amino acids. NCBI's taxonomy places the organism in Eukaryota, Viridiplantae, Streptophyta, Magnoliopsida, Proteales, Proteaceae. Gene Ontology annotation, cellular component: endoplasmic reticulum membrane; cytoplasm.